Molecule: messenger RNA, 2635 nt
Organism: Patella vulgata (common limpet)
Lineage: Eukaryota; Metazoa; Mollusca; Gastropoda; Patellidae
Product: vacuolar protein-sorting-associated protein 36
Exons: 13
Coding region: 110-1261 (383 amino acids)
Biological process (GO): protein transport to vacuole involved in ubiquitin-dependent protein catabolic process via the multivesicular body sorting pathway
Cellular component (GO): ESCRT II complex; late endosome membrane
Molecular function (GO): ubiquitin binding; phosphatidylinositol-3-phosphate binding
Source: RefSeq, a predicted model, not a curated record
ACCGAUUUCCGAUAGAUCCGCACCGUCUGGAAAUGAAAGUAGACAAACAUUAUCAGAUGUCACAAUCUUUAAUACAUUUUUAUGUAUAAAAUAACUGUAUGGUGCCACAAUGGAUAGAUUAGAAUGGUCAGAUGGUUCGUUAAUGAGUGGAGAAUCCCACAUUGACCAGCAGAGAGGAGUUGGCAUUUAUGAUGGACAUGAUAAAACAUCAUUUGAUUUUGGAAUGCUUUCUGUUACAAGCCAUAGAUUGAUAUGGAGGGACCACAGAAAUCGAAAUUCAGUUAUUGCUCUUCCUUUAUCACUUGUGGUAUAUCUAGAAGAACAAGCAUCUGGUUUUGCAAAAAGUGCUAAAAUCAUAGUUCACCUGAAACCAGCGCCAACUAAUAAAGCUGCUGGACCAUCUACAUAUAGUGCUCACAGUUAUAUCAGACUGUCAUUUAGAGAGUCGGGAGAACGCGAGAUUUUGAGAAGCUUAAAUGAAGCUCUACAAGUCAGAAAAUGGGAACAAAAUAUACCAGUUAGUCAACCCAGUAGUCAGUUAUCAGCAAGACAUCGACCUGGUAUUGUUGGUAUAGAAAGAUCAAUACAACAGAAAAACACAAAUACAAAUAAAAAAAUAACUGUAGCAUUUGAAGAUCUGAGUAAACUCAUUGAUCAGGCAAAAGAAAUGGUAUCAUUAACUAAAACUAUUGCCACAAAAAUCAAAGAAAAACAAGGAGAUAUUACAGAAAAUGAGACAAGAAAGUUUAAAUCAUAUUUAUUAUCUAUGGGUAUACCAAAUCCUGUUACUAGAGAAACACAUGGUACUGGUGAUAAAUAUUAUACAGAACUAGCUAAACAAUUAGCUUCUGUUUUAACACAGCCAGUAGAGGAAUGUGGUGGAAUGAUGACAUUAACUGAUGUAUAUUGUAGAGUUAACAGAGCUCGGGGAAUGGAGUUAUUAUCACCAGAAGAUUUAUUACAUGCCUGUGAAUUAAUGGAAAUGUUACAUCUUCCUGUAAGAUUACGAACAUUUGAUAGUGGUGUAUUAGUUUUACAGUCACAGAGUCAAGAUGAAGAAAAAGUUAUUUCACAUACGACACAAUAUGUUGAAGAACAUGGUUUUAGUACAGCGGAAGAAUUAGCACAGUCUAUUGGUGUAUCUGUUUUAUUGGCUAAAGAAAGACUUCUGUUAACAGAAAAAGUUGGUGGAAUUUGUCGAGAUGAAACAGUUGAAGCUCUAAAGUUUUUUCCAAAUUUAUUUUUAACACAACCUGUAUAAAAAUAUGUAUUUAAAUUCAAGUCUGUUUUUGUUGUAAAAAUAUAAUGUAUUGAUAUGUUAUGUCGAUUAUAAAUGAAAUAGACUAACGAUGCCAUUUUUGGGCUGAAAUUUGAUACUUUACAAGUAUUUUAAAGAGACUUUUACACUUUUAAUUUCUUUGUUAUAAUCCGGUUGUACUGAUUUUCAAAUGUAUUUGAGAAUUGGAAUGCAUUUUUCUGCCUCUCUAUUUUGCUGAAUUAUUUGUAAGCAUGCAGACUUUGACUUCAUUGCAUCAUAAAUCUUUGAAGUUACUAGCUUACUGCAUACAUAUAGCAUCAAGUUUAAAAAGUGGCCAUACUUUUUAAAGGGACCAUCCCGAUUUUAACAGAGUCUCAGAAAUAAAAGUCUGCGUACAUAUGAAAUUUAAGCGUUGAAAUAUAGAGGAAUGGUGUAUUUACCUUGUCUAAAAAUUUCAGCUCAAAAUAUUGAGUCGUUUGGCCAUCAACAUCAAAACCGCUUAUCCGGACACAUAACCCUUUUAAGAUUUCAGGUCAAUUUUUUCGUUGGGUGACCUGAUAAUAAUCUAUUGCCGUUCCCUUAGAGGUCUUUACAGUGCAUGACCCACAUGCUGUACUUGAUAACGAAAGGUAAAUUUCGCCUGCAUGUUAUCUUUAUAAAAUAAAAGUCUGGUUUUAUCCAGACACGUAUAACACAGCUUGGGACACAGGUCUUCAUUUCCAGAUGAAAACUGACUGGUUUAAGUUGUUUGAAAAUGGAUUGUGUAUAUUGAGUUAAUUGCUUGGCCCUAAGGUAGAGGAUUUUAAGGGCUUUUAACACAAAAUUAAGCAGUUUUAUUCUCCAAAAUAUAAUCAAGAUUUAAAUCUCUCCUGUCUAAUUAUAAAUUUAUUUUAUAUUACUGGUAAUGAUUUGCUUUCCCAGUAGAAUGUUGAAGCAAUAAUGUUGGCAUACUAUAUGUAGAAAUGAAACUCUUAAUGUAAAUCAGUUUUAGUAUCGUGUCUUUAAUGCUAGGUACUGGCAGAUACGUUCACAUACGAUCAACACGAUUGCUACAACUGACCUCAAUAUAUGAUAAAACCUGAUAGGAUCACCAUGAUUAAAACCAUGAUUUCAAUCGUAGCGUGAAUCGUGAUAGUGGCAACCUAGAAUUAAGGAAAAUAACCGUUAAUUCUUAUUAAUGAAAGUUUGUUCUGUAUUUUUCUCAAUUAUACACUUGGUUUGUACAAAAGAACUGUUGCACAAAACUCUGAAUACCUGUAAAUCACACCUAGAGCUAUCAAUAUAAUAGCUACAGUAUUUGUGUAUUUUUAUUCCCUUUACAUCUAUUUGUCUGUUGUUUUUGUCAUACCUAAAGAAUAAAAGAAAUGAAAUGAGGUU